UAGCUGACGCCCCAACUCACUCACUCUCACUCCUACCUCGCCUUCCGCCACCCUCUCUCUCUGCCGCCUUCACUCGCCCUUCGGAAUUACCAAUUCCGGCGCCUCCUUCUCUCUCCAUAAAUUUACCUUCAUUUCUGUUUAUUACUAUUUCAUUCAGCUCAGUCUCUCUUCGGGAUGGGGGACAAUGGUGCUCCUGAUCGCCCUGAGAAUUUCACCGCCGAUUCUCAUCCGAGAUCGCCGUGGAAAACUUCCGCCGCCGCUUCUCCGCCGCCCGGUGCUGAUUCGGAGUCUUGGCCGGCACUAUCCGAUGCGCAGCAGCGAUCCAAGUGUAAUGGGGGUGCCGAUUCUAACCCUCCCAACUCGCCUCCCCCGCCGAUGGAGGCUGGGACCGAUGCUUGUGCUGAUCCCCCAACGCAUUCUGCGCCGGUUACUGUUGAGCCGCAGAAAUUCCAUGGCCGUGGUAACUUAAAAUCUCCCCGAAGACCAUAUGCAACACAUCAUAAUAAAAACGGCCCCAAGCAUGGCCCAAAUAAUAUACCUCCAUUUGCCGUUCCCUUACCUUACCAUCCGCCAACAAUAACCCCAGUUUUCCAUAAUAUGUUUCCAAUUUCACCAACUUCUGUUCCUGGAUACGGUUAUCAGUUUCCCGCCAGACCUUUUCCUAGAGCUGAUGCUCAAAUGCCGAAGUCCGGUACUGAUCCUGCACAGACCUAUGUUCCACCAAUGAAUCUUAAUAUUCAACCUUCAGCGGGUGCUGAUUCAAGUGGCCAGGAUUCUGGUUCUGGUGGAAGAAGGCGUAAUACGAACGAACAAUAUGGACCAACAAAUCCUUCCCGCAACAAUCAACGGGCUGCCUCUAACAACUUCUCUAUGCAACAAAAUGUGGGGCCAAGACAUUUGAUAAGGCAUCCAUAUUUUGGGCCUGCGGGCGUUAUUGACGGGCCAAACUAUCCCGGUCCACCAGGAGCUUUCAUUUACUAUACUGCUGCGCCCCCAGGCUCUGUUAGGAUUCCUUAUCCACCAUUUUUAGUUCCAUAUCCAUUGAGCCCUGGAGUUCCCAUAUCACCCACGCCAAUGAUAACAUUGAGGGCCAGCAUUGUUAAGCAAAUUGAGUAUUAUUUCAGUGAUGAGAAUCUGCAGAAUGAUCCCUACUUGAUCUCCUUGAUGGACAACCAGGGCUGGGUCCCUGUAUCGAGUAUAGCAGGCUUUAAAAGGGUGAAACAAAUGAAUGUAGAGAUACCAUUUAUCAUAGACGCAUUGCAAACAUCGGAGACCGUUGAAGUGCAGGGUGAGAAGAUGAGAAGACGCAAUGAGUGGUCUAAGUGGAUUUCAAAAUCUGUAAACAGUGAGUCUAAAUCCACAGGUGGAAAUUCCAUAAAAAAUGAUAAUCGGAAUGAGAAUAAGAGAGAUAAUCCUGAUGGAACUACUGGGUUGCUUCCUCCAGAUGAAAGCUUAGUGGAUUCUUUGCCAUUGGCUUCAGAUACUCUGGUAAGCACCAUUAAAAGUUCUACAGAACAUAGCAAGGAAAGUGAAGAACAGAGAGUUGCUUUAGGAAACAGUAAUUUGAGAUUAGAGAUCUCUAAGAACAAUGCAAGUGUACAUAGCGGUGGAUCAAAUUUCCAAGCAAAUUCACUAGGAGCUGAUUCUGUGAAGUCAGUCAUAUUCGAAAACAGUGAAAACAAAAAAAUGCAGGCUCUUUCAAAACCAAAAGUAAAGAACUAUGCUGAGUCAUCUGAUGAUUUUUCAAGCACAUUUAUGCUUGAUGAAGAGCUGGAGUUGGAGCGGAAAACGACGGGGCAUGACCAUCCGUCUACUGCUGGAAGGGUUGAUGAUGAAGAUGAGGAAAUCAGUAUUAGUGAUCAAGCUGUUGAGAGGCUUGUAAUUGUCACUCAAAAUAGUCGAAUGAGAGCCGGGGAGAAAUCAAAGCCAUUGUCCAGUGAGCAUGCUUCCGAGAUAAAUGAUGGCCUAUACUAUUAUGAGCAGGAACUGAGCUUAAAAAGGUCAAAUCGUAGACAUAAUCAGCCUAUUAGUGAAGGCAGGGAUGACAACUCCAGAAAUUCUGCUGAAAGUGCUGCCACAUUAAACUCUAGGGUUCUUGAUCAUUCCACAGGAAAAAGCAGCUCCGAGGGGCCUGGACAUUCCUACUCCCGUAAAAAGCAAAAUAAAAUCAACUUGAAGCAACAGCAGCGACUGUCAUAUGGGAAUCUAAAAGGUCAUGUAAGUGGCCGGAACUCUAUGGGAGCGAUAUCUGGAAGUCCGCCUAGUGAUGCAGUUGGUUUUUUCUUUGGUUCGACGCCCCCAGAUAGUCAUGGGUUCAGGCAUUCAAAGUUGAGUGCCUCACCUAAUCUCUCAGGAAGUAGUCCUCCAGUUGGUUCAGUACCAAAGCCAUUUCCUCCAUUUCAGCAUGCAAGCCAUAAACUUCUGGAGGAAAAUGGUUUCAAACAGCAGUUGUACAGUAAAUAUAAAAAACGCUGCCUGAGUGAACGAAAGAAAAUGGGCAUUGGUUGCAGUGAGGAGAUGAACACAUUAUACAGGUUUUGGUGUUUUUUCUUAAGGAACAUGUUUGUCCCUUCCAUGUACAAUGAGUUCCGUAAGCUGGCUCUAGAAGAUGCUGCUGCUGGUUACAAUUACGGAACAGAAUGUCUAUUCCGCUUCUAUAGUUAUGGCUUGGAGAAGGAAUUCAAAGUUGAUCUUUAUGAUGACUUUGAACAGUUAACACUUCAAUUCUACAAAACAGGGAACUUGUAUGGCCUGGAGAAGUACUGGGCAUUUCACCAUUUCCGGGAGGCACGGGACGAGAAAGAGGCAGUGAAGAAGCACCCCGAAUUGGAUAGGCUGCUGAGAGAGGAAUAUCGUAGCAUGGAAGAUUUCAAGCGUGCUAAAGCUAAGAAUGCAACCGUAAAAGAAGGCAACCAUUAAGCCACAUAGGCCGUAUCGACUUGGCAGUUGCAGUGAACUGACAAUGUCACAAAUUUUGAAAGGAGAAUUAUUACAGUCUAUAGAGGUAAAAGCUGAAAUUGGUGGCCCAUUUUUCGGUUAUUGGGUAGUUUUCUACUUUCUUGUACAUAGGAUGUUGACGACAUUCUAGUGUCGCAACAAAGAAUGUCAAAUAUCAGGAUGUUUUUUUCUAUUUUGCUCUUUGGUUUUUGUGAGCUGUAUAUAAGAAUAUUGAUGGAAAAAAAGGUUAAUAAUGACGUGAGCUUUGUAUAA
Messenger RNA from Salvia hispanica, 3210 nucleotides. RefSeq names its product la-related protein 1A. Gene Ontology annotation, biological process: mRNA stabilization. The record is from RefSeq and is a predicted model, not a curated record. Lineage: Eukaryota; Viridiplantae; Streptophyta; Magnoliopsida; Lamiales; Lamiaceae. Gene Ontology annotation, molecular function: RNA cap binding.